Molecule: messenger RNA, 1023 nt
Organism: Adineta steineri
Lineage: Eukaryota; Metazoa; Rotifera; Eurotatoria; Adinetida; Adinetidae
Source: the annotation of a GenBank genome assembly
AUGGCAGAUUCUCUACACCGUUUAAAUUCUUCAUCUAGUGAUCCAAAUUUUAAAUUAUCAUGUGAUAUUCUUCUUUCCAAAGCUGUUCGUCAUGAUCAAUCAUCAAUUGAUUCAAUUCUUGCACAUGAUAAUCCUGAAGAACCUACUAUUGUUCUUCCUGAUGGUCAAAUAUAUUUCUGGUAUUUAGCUAUAGGCAGUAUGAAUAAUCCUGUUUCUCUUCAUUUACGAGAUCUUCAUCCAAUUAUUUCGUAUCCAGCAAGAUGUCUAAAGUAUCGUAUUGUAUUUCGAGCACCUGGUGGUAUGGCCGAUUUAGAACCAUUAGAAGAAGCUGAGUUCGAUGGAGUUGUUCAUUUACUUAAUGAAGAACAAAUGACACGUUUAGAUAAAAUGGAAAUGGUUUAUAAACGUAUUAGAGUUCCGGUAAUUGAUUAUCAAAAUAAAUCUCAUAUUGUCUAUGCAUAUAAAAUGGAUAUAACUCAAGCACCAGAAGGUCUUCCAACUGAACGUUAUCUUGAUAUAAUUGUAAAAGGAUGUGAACAUUAUGGUGUUCGCCCAGAUUAUGUCAAUCGAUUACGACAAGAACAACCAGUUAUACCUCGAAAACAACCACAUAUGUAUCAAUCAUUUCCUGAUUUACCAUCUGAUGUAUAUUAUACACCCGAGGAACUUGCACGACAUAAUGGAAAUGAUCCUGAACUUCCACUCUGGAUUUGUGUUAAUGGUAAAAUUCUAGAAUAUGCUGGAUUACCAUCCAGUGAAGAUCCUGAUUACGAAUCACAAAAACGUUUUUAUUCAUUUGUUCAAACACAAUUUGGUGGACGUGAAAUUGAUUAUGGUUUGUCUAAGGCUUUAUAUGAACCUUAUUAUAAGGUACCAUUGCAUGAAAAUGAUUUGAGUGAUGAGCAUCGAGCAAUGAUUGAAGAUCAUUAUUUUACAAUGCAGUUUAGAAAUAAUCAAAAAAAUUAUUGGAAACCAAUUGGACGACUUCGACGAUCAGAUAAUACUGCAAACUCAUCCUCAUGA